GGCUUAACACCUAUGUGGGGUGAUGCGAUGACUGAUGCUGGAUCAUUAGGAGUUAUUUGGGGUUGGAUCAUUACCGGACUUUUUACAAUGAUAGUGGCUUUAUCUCUUGCAGAGAUUUGUAGUGCAUAUCCAACGACAGGUGGUCUUUAUUUUUGGGUUUCACGUCUUGCCACUGCUGACUGGAUGCCUUUAGCUUGUUGGGUUACUGGUUGGUGUAACUGGAUUGGUCUAUGUUUUGGUAUUUCUUCUAUUGACCUUGGUCUUUCACAAUUUAUUGCAGGUGUUGUUACAAUUUGGAAUCCUGAGACACAUGUGUCUGUUUAUGCUCAAUAUGGUAUCUUUGUAGGUAUUCUUAUUAUUCAUGGUAUUAUUAAUUCUGUGGCUGUUAGUUGGAAUGGUGCUAUGAAUCAAGGAGCUUUUUUUACAAAUAUACUUGGUAUUGCAUUCAUUGUAAUCGUUGGUCUUGCUCUUACAAAGCCUUUAGCUAGUGGUGAAUUUGUUUUUACACAAUUCUAUAAUGGCUCUGGAUUUAGUAGCAAUGGAUUCUCUUUUUUACUUGUUAUACUUCAAUCUCAAUAUACACUUUCAGGUUAUGAUAGUGCUGCACAUAUGGCAGAAGAAACUAAGGAUUCACAGAGUGGCUCACCCUUUGGUAUCCUCGUGUCUGUUGCUGCAAAUGUUAUUUCGGGUCUUGUCUUUUUGAUUACGAUUAGUUUGAUGGUAAAAGACUUUGAAAUACAAAUUUUAAAUGAAGAUGCGAUUCAACCACAAAUGAUUCAAGUCUUUUAUGAUGGUGUAGGGCCUACCUGGACCAUGGUCUUCUUGAUCUUAAUCAUGCUUAGUAUUUUCUUUUGUGGAUCUUCAUUAUUAUUAGGUAGUUCACGUAUGGUGUAUGCCUUUGCACGUGAUGGUGCGAUGCCAUUCUCUAGACAACUUUAUAGACUCAAUACGAAAACGAAGAAUCCAGUGAAUGCAGUUUGGUUUAAUGUUCUUGUAGCGGGUAUUGUAGGUAUCCUCUAUAUGAUCAACAGUACAGCCUAUGAAGCCAUUGUAUCUGUCAAUACGAUUGGAUCUCAAAUGUCUUAUCUAGUUCCCAUCUUAUUACGUGUUACUGCCUCACGUACCAAAUUUACCCCUGGACCCUUUCAGUUGGGUCCUCGACUUGGCAUUCUAUUCGGUUGGAUCUCCUCUGGUUGGCUUAUCUUUACCUGUGCUUUAUUCAUCUGUCCUACAGAGGCGCCGAUUAGUGCAGAUAACAUGAAUUAUGCAAUCGUUCCAUUUGCUGCCAUCAUGAUUACUUCUAUGACUUAUUUUUAUUUCUGGGGACGUAAAUGGUUUACAGGGCCUGUUCGUAUGAUUCAUGGUAAAGAAGAAAUCAUAUUAGAUGAAAAUGAUGAAGAUUCUAUUGUAGUUGAAGAAAGAAGGAGAUAAUGAUGAUAUAUUAUUGCAUACAGUAGCAUAAUAAUAACACACCUAUUAUUUCUUGUUAUCAAGUUGUUGUCAUUUUUGUUAAUGCACGAAAAAAAAAAAUGACGUUAACAUGAUGAGAUUAUGGGCGAAUUUUAUUCUAUUUUAUUUUAUUUUUUGCAUAAA
This is a messenger RNA of Cokeromyces recurvatus, 1593 nucleotides long. Its product is annotated as amino acid/polyamine transporter I. Bases 13 to 1431 code for a protein of 472 amino acids. Gene Ontology annotation, biological process: transmembrane transport. The record is from RefSeq and is a predicted model, not a curated record. Gene Ontology annotation, molecular function: transmembrane transporter activity. Gene Ontology annotation, cellular component: membrane. The transcript is spliced from 5 exons. Lineage: Eukaryota; Fungi; Mucoromycota; Mucoromycetes; Mucorales; Mucoraceae.